Messenger RNA from Zingiber officinale, 770 nucleotides. Its product is annotated as ubiquitin-conjugating enzyme E2-17 kDa-like. The transcript has 5 exons. Gene Ontology annotation, biological process: protein polyubiquitination. The record is from RefSeq and is a predicted model, not a curated record. NCBI's taxonomy places the organism in Eukaryota, Viridiplantae, Streptophyta, Magnoliopsida, Zingiberales, Zingiberaceae. Gene Ontology annotation, cellular component: nucleus. Bases 146 to 592 code for a protein of 148 amino acids. Gene Ontology annotation, molecular function: ubiquitin conjugating enzyme activity.
AUAACUUGAUCCGCGGCCGCAGGUGCGAAUCACGUGUCGCAAAUGGGCCUUCCUCUAUAAAUGCAGCGGCUUCCCCUCGCCUUUCGGUAACCGAAAACAACCAUAUCAUCGAAGAAACCCUAGCGAGAAUAUUGUUUGCUUGUUCAUGGCUUCCAAGAGGAUACUGAAGGAGUUGAAGGACUUAGAGAAGGAUCCGCCCGUGUCCUGCAGUGCAGGACCUGUUGGCGAUGACAUGUUCCACUGGCAAGCAACGAUUAUGGGACCUGUUGAUAGCCCCUUCGCAGGUGGUGUGUUUUUAGUGAAUAUUCACUUUCCACCUGACUACCCAUUCAAGCCACCUAAGGUCUCUUUUCGCACCAAAGUUUAUCAUCCAAAUAUUAACAGCAAUGGUAGCAUCUGCCUUGACAUCCUCAAGGAUCAGUGGAGCCCUGCUUUGACAUUAUCUAAGGUGUUACUGUCGAUAUGCUCACUUCUAACAGACCCCAACCCCGAUGAUCCUCUUGUUCCUGAGAUUGCCCACAUUUACAAGACUGAUAGAGCCAAGUAUGAAUUGACCGCAAGAUCAUGGACCCAGAAAUAUGCCAUGGGUUAGUGGCAGUGAUGCUUUUCCAUCUUAGUAAAUAAUAAUCUCAAUAACCUUGUCUCCUGGCUAAAGACUAUACUCAUAUUCCCACUCUCCAAGGAUCCUUGAUGUCACUUGUUAUUUCCAUAUGUACUUGUGUUGGUAAGUUCGGUUAAUUGCAUAUAAUAACUUUGCAUCUUAAAGCAAA